AUGGCAAAACGUUCCACCAAAGGUUUAGGUUCAGCACAGUCCAGGAUUAGCACCCGUUUAACACUUACCUAUCACAAUAUCUGUGUAUAUAGCGUCAUCUGGUUACUGUGCUGCUGCGCAAGCGCAUGUUGCGCGGGCGUUCUAUGCGGCGUGUUUUGGGCGCGGUUCCUCAAGGUGCCGGCGCUACUCGCGCUGUACGACGUACAGAAGAACGACCCGGCAUCCUACCGCCUGCCCGUGAUAGCUGUCUGCCCCGCCAUCGAAGCUGUAACCGAGCUGUUUAUUGGCAAGCUUACCUCCAACGAAACUCUAAAGAAACAACUUCCAAAGUUGCUAGCACACGCUCUUAACGGCAAACCGUCUAAAAAAGACCAUCUGUACGUACUGGACCAACUAUUAGCUAACAACAACGUUACUUUAAACCGAAUGAUGUUCGAUCACAUGCCGCCCUGCAGAGAGGUCAUGCAAAAGUGCCGCUGGCAGACCCUGAACGUACCCUGCGAGGAUCUAUUCCAAAAAGAGAUCACUAACAGCAAGAUUUGCUGCGUGAUGAGGUCUAAUGAGAAACUGAUCAACAGCAAUAAGAAAGCUAAACAGUUAGCCAGUCAAGAAGUGGGUCAAAAGAUGGAAUUUGCGCUACAAUGUUCCAACGGCUCUACACUGUAUGGAUGUGAAUUCUUUACAAAGUACGGUAGCGAAGUAUCAAUAGAUCCUGAAUGGCUGACCCCUGGUAACAACUACAUAGCUCAGCUUAGGUUUGUAUCGGUUCCGGAGAGCACUGUCACCGAGAAACUCGUGGAGGAGUCCUGUAAUUCCGUGGCGGGAUAUUCCUUAAGUGACUGCCUGCACCGAUGCGCGGAAAACUUCUGUGGUUGUGCGGACCCGUUGCGCGACUUUAGGGAUAAUUCCACCAACCUGCCACCGUGUCCUAUCGCUCGAUUAUCCUGUCUCCAAACUAAUGGGCUGCACAACAACGGCUCGUGUAACUGCCUGCCGUCGUGUAAGAAGAUAACUACCUACAUGACGCUAGAAUCCGGCCCCAUGAAAUUUAUAGAACACGCCAUUGAUCCUAUAUACAGGGGCCUAAAUGUGACUUCCUCGGUGGUGAUGUCAUUCCGGGUGAACAUUCAUAUGUCCAAAGAAUUUAUACUGAAUCCAACUGAGACGUGGCUCACGUUACUUUCGUCGCUGGGUGGAGUCUUCAACAUGUUCCUAGGAGUGGGUUUGUUCAGUGCAUUGGAGUUGUUAACGCUUAUAUUCGUGAAGAUACCAAUGGCAAUACGUAAAUAUCCUGAAAAGCCACCGCCACAAAUUAAAACACGUUAAUAUAUAAUUUUCGUUUUAAAUAAAUACAGUCACUAUUCUGCUAAUGCACCCAUUAUUUAAUGUAGGUAGGUACCUAGAUAAUUUAGUGUGUUAAUAAACCACUAUAUGUAUUUUAAUUGUAUUAAAUA
Messenger RNA from Manduca sexta (tobacco hornworm), 1454 nucleotides. Its product is annotated as sodium channel protein Nach. Gene Ontology annotation, molecular function: ligand-gated sodium channel activity. The transcript is spliced from 9 exons. NCBI's taxonomy places the organism in Eukaryota, Metazoa, Arthropoda, Insecta, Lepidoptera, Sphingidae. Bases 1 to 1326 code for a protein of 441 amino acids. Gene Ontology annotation, cellular component: membrane. The record is from RefSeq and is a predicted model, not a curated record. Gene Ontology annotation, biological process: sodium ion transmembrane transport.